UGCAAGUACGAAGUUUUGUUUUAACCUUUUGACUUUUGAAGGCGGACGAAAAUGAUAUGUUAUAUCAGUAGAAAAGCAGUAUAGAUAUCGCUAAUUCUUUUUAUGUAUUAAAAUGGGAAGAAGAAAGUCGAAAAGAAAACCACCGCCGAAAAGAAAAAACAUUGAGCCACUUGAUCAACAAUUUAAUUGUCCAUUCUGCAACCAUGAGAAGUCGUGUGAAGUUAAGAUGGAUAAGGGCAGGAACACUGCUAAAAUAACUUGUAGAGUGUGCCUGGAAGAUUUUCAGACUGGGAUUAACUUCCUUUCUGAACCUAUUGAUGUUUACAAUGACUGGGUGGACGCUUGUGAAACAGCAAAUUAAUGUUAAGUAAUUUAGUAUUAGCAAGUAAUGUAUAAAUGAUUUAACAUUAAUGGCUUGUAAUUCUUUAUAUAUAAUGGAAUUUAUUGUUAGUGUAUUCAAUUUGAUGAAAUUACAGUGUGCGUCAGUUAUAUUAAAUAACGGUAAGAUUCUA
Molecule: messenger RNA, 512 nt
Organism: Drosophila eugracilis
Lineage: Eukaryota; Metazoa; Arthropoda; Insecta; Diptera; Drosophilidae
Product: transcription elongation factor 1 homolog
Exons: 3
Coding region: 113-361 (82 amino acids)
Biological process (GO): transcription elongation by RNA polymerase II
Cellular component (GO): transcription elongation factor complex
Molecular function (GO): RNA polymerase II complex binding
Source: RefSeq, a predicted model, not a curated record